Molecule: messenger RNA, 2258 nt
Organism: Sorghum bicolor (sorghum)
Lineage: Eukaryota; Viridiplantae; Streptophyta; Magnoliopsida; Poales; Poaceae
Product: rop guanine nucleotide exchange factor 12
Exons: 6
Coding region: 394-2106 (570 amino acids)
Molecular function (GO): guanyl-nucleotide exchange factor activity
Source: RefSeq, a predicted model, not a curated record
UCGUGCGCGCGCCUGUGCCGGCCGGGGGAGGGGCUGGCCAUGCACGCGCGCACAAGGCACGCAGCAACACAAAACUUCCAAGGCGCGCGGCCUCCCCUUCCUCCGCUCUCUAGCAGUCGCGAGGCGGAACCGCGGAAGGCAGGCCGGCCGGUGUGUCCUGCCCUGCCUGCCUUGCGCGCCCGGCCUCACGACCCAUCAUCCCGUCGUCCGUCGAGCUAGCUCCGGCGGGCAGCAGCCCAUGCACGCGCCCAGCUGCUACGUCGUCUCGAUCUCGACCUGCUGCUCUCGCCUCGAUCGCCUGCUCCUCCCGGCCCGGCCGCGCGCGCGCGUCCACAUGCGCGCCCGUCGUGAGCGGGCGCGCGCGUGCACGGUUUCUCUUCGCAUGACCCUGUGAUGGUCGGUGGGUUCCUGCGGCGCGGCCACAGCCUCGACAGGUUCCUGUCGAGGAGGAGGAGGCGGCGGGCCGUCUCGUCCAGCCCCUCGUUCUCGUUCUCGUCGUCGUCGUCCUCGUCCUCCUCCUCCUCCUCCUCCUCCUCGCCGUCGUCUCCGCGUGGCAGCAGCGUCAGGAGCAGCGGGACGAUGGCGGACGACGACGACGACGCGCCGCCGCCGCCGCCGCUGCUGCAGAAACGGGUGCUGUCCAGGAGCCACGGCUCGCGCGCCGCCACUCCCGGCCGGUCCGGCCAGGACCUGCCGCCGGUGCCAUCGAGAACCGUCCGCGACAGUGGACCGCCUUCAGAGUUGGAUAUGAUGAAGGAGAAAUUCGCCAAGCUGCUGCUUGGGGAGGACAUGUCCGGCACGGGCAAAGGGGUGUCCUCCGCUCUCGCGCUCUCCAAUGCCAUCACGAACCUCGCAGCCUCCGUGUUCGGGGAGCAGCGCCGCCUGGAGCCCAUGUCCGCGGAGCGGAGAGCGCGAUGGAACAGGGAGAUCGACUGGCUCCUCUCCGUCGCCGACCACAUCGUCGAGUUCGCCCCCUCGCAACAGGUAUCCGAGGAUGGAACAAACUUCGAGGUGAUGGGCACUCAGCAGCGCGGGGAUCUCCUUGUCAACAUCCCGGCCUUGCGAAAACUCGACGCCAUGCUCCUCGAGUAUCUUGACAGUUUCGGCGAGGCCCAGGAGUUCUGGUACGUGGCGAAAGACGCGGACGGUGGCGAGGACGACGACGACACGUGCACGUGCGACAAAUGGUGGAUCCCGACGGUGAGGGUCCCCGCCGAGGGCCUGUCGGAGGCGUCCAGGAAGUGGCUUCAGCACCAGAAGGACCUUGUAGGGCAAGUGCUCAAGGCGGCCAUGGCCAUCAACGCCGAUGUCCUCGGAGAGAUGGAGAUCCCCGAAGAGUACAUGGAGUCCCUGCCAAAGACUACUAGUCUCCUCGUCGUUGAAAAUUUGCAGAAUGGAAGGUCCAUUCUCGGAGACUCGAUAUACAAGAUCAUAACCGACGACAUCUUCGACCCCAACGAGCUCCUGCAGUCGGUAGACCUGUCGACAGAGCACAAGAUCGUGGAUCUCAAGGACCGGAUCGAGGCCUCCGUCGUCAUCUGGCACAGGAAGAUCUGUCACAAGCUAUCGUGGGCCCCCGCUGGCGUCAGCUUGGAGAAGCGAGAGGAGUUCGAGGAGCGGGCACAGACCGCCCUGCUCAUCCUCAAGCACAGGUUCCCCGGCAUCCCUCAGUCGUCGCUCGACAUCAGCAAGAUCCAGUACAACACGGAUGUUGGGUAUGCCCUCUUGGAGAGCUACUCCAGGACACUGGAGAGCCUAGCUUUCGCGGUUUUGUCUCGGAUCGAAGACGUUCUCCACGCCGACGCCGUCGCCUGCGAUCCCAACAAGCGGACCAAGUCUAGGAGACGGCCUAGUCUAGAGUUUCCGGUUCCUGAUGCCGCCGCCGCCGCCGCCGAAGCGGAAGCCGAAGCCGAGACAGCGGCGGCGCAUCACAGCAGUUGCGUGCAUUGGCAAGAAGAGGACGGCGAGAAGCAUCCGGGGGCCGCCCCGGAUGGUAACAACGGUAGAAAGCUGAGGAAGAUUCACAGGGUGGUGACGAAGAAGUUCCUUCACACACAGCAGAUCGACAGUGUGACGAGUGGGUUUAAGAGCUUCACACACAGAUAGCAGCGCUGCUGUACGUGAGCGAGGCUUGAGAUGACCAGUUUUGCGUGCAUGGACGGUGCCCAUGCUAUUCGGAAACGGACAUGUAAAUAGUUCAAGUUUAUAUAAAUACAAAAAUAGGACCACGGGAUGUGGGGCUUGGCCGAGGGAUCACA